Messenger RNA from Fusarium poae, 855 nucleotides. RefSeq lists its product as uncharacterized. Gene Ontology annotation, molecular function: DNA-binding transcription factor activity, RNA polymerase II-specific; zinc ion binding. The record is from RefSeq and is a predicted model, not a curated record. Gene Ontology annotation, biological process: regulation of transcription by RNA polymerase II. Bases 1 to 855 code for a protein of 284 amino acids. The transcript is spliced from 5 exons. Lineage: Eukaryota; Fungi; Ascomycota; Sordariomycetes; Hypocreales; Nectriaceae.
AUGAGUACCACAGCUACAAGGACUCGACGACCCCACACGCGUAGCAAGACAGGGUGUCUGACAUGUCGAAAGCGCCGUGUGCGCUGUGAUGGCGGGAAACCCAUGUGUACCCGUUGUACCAGUGCGGGACGCGAUUGUGAGUUCGGGGACGCUGAGUUACCGCUCCGCGAUCGAAAAGCUGUAUUCCUACCCGGAGAGCAGGCACCUUGGGUGGUCAGCUCUAGCAGUCCAUCCGCGACACUAGUCGUCGACUCACCUUUUGCUAAAUCGGUUGAGCCCUUUGAUUGCUUGGGUCUUGACAUGUCCUUGCGUUCAAGAGAGCUGCUCCAUUAUUUCCACCACAGCCACGACAGCUCUGAUUUGAUCUUGACAAAAGCCUCAAGAAAUAGCUUUGCAUCUAUUGCUCAACAUCCCGAUGCCCUCCGCGACACUCUUCUCGUGGCAGGUUUGCACUAUGCAUGGACUGUCGGUGACCUUCAGACGUACAAGACGACGUUCCUCUUCCAUAAGGUGUCGACGAUCGGCAUCUUGAACAGAUGGUUGCAGAAUAUUCAGCAGCCGGGGUUGAUGACCUUCAUCAGACAUGUAUCAAUUCUUUGUUUCAUCGAGGCCUCGUAUGGAAACGUUGGUGAUACCGAAGCUCACAUCAACGGAUUGACCGACGCGGUGAAUCUACUCAGUCCCCUAGAUGAUGACUUUGGGAACAGAACCGGCCUCGAAGAAGAACUCGCUAACAGGUAUCUUCUACUGUAUGUCUUAUCCAAGGUACUCUUCUAUCUGUUCUCAACUAAUUGGUCAGUACGCACUACGCCUACAAAGGCUUUCAAGCUCGAAUACUGGGCAGCGAUUCCUUGA